GCUCGGGUUAACCGUUAGGCGUCGUCCGCUGUGGUGGUGGUUGCGUGGAAACUCAUUCGAAAUGGCUACUCAACUAAUGGGUGACACCCUUCAUUCGCUUCUCCGGAGAGCUGCGGAUCAUGAUACCGAUCCCGAUGAUGCGGACGCUCCGGAGGCGGGCACCAAGGAGUUCUUCAGCUCCUGGGCACUCUUUAUCUUGAUCGCUCUGUUGAUGGCUGCGCUAUUCACCAGCUAUAUUCUGCAGCAAAGAAGAAUACAAGCAGUUCACGAAACCGUUCUGUCGAUUUUUGGAGGCAUGUUCGUUGGACUGAUCAUUCGAGUUACCGACUCCCCCAUCGAAACCUUCGUCGCCUUUGACUACCAAUUCUUCUUCAACCUCCUCCUUCCCCCGAUUAUCCUAGCCUCGGGCUACGAAUUACAUCAGGCCAAUUUCUUCCGAAAUAUCGGCACCAUCCUUACCUUUGCCUUUGCCGGAACCUUCAUAUCGGCCAUUGUGCUGGGUUUGAUUUUGUUUCUCUGGACCCGAAUUCCAUUAGACGGAUUAGAUAUCUCGUUUGUUGAAGCCAUCUCGGUUGGUGCCACGCUUUCUGCGACAGAUCCGGUUACGAUUUUGGCUAUCUUCAAUCUCUACAAAGUCGAGCCUAAGCUUUACACCGUCAUCUUCGGCGAGUCGAUCCUGAACGAUGCGAUUGCGAUUGUUUUGUUCGAGACGGCCCAGAAGUAUGCGUAUAGUGAUGCAGGCUCUCUCACCUUUUUGAAUUUGUUCGAAGCUAUCGGGCUUUUCUUGCUCGUCUUCUUUGGAAGUAUGUUGGUGGGCGUUAUUGUGGGUAUUUUGACAGCUCUGGGACUGAAAUACACUCAUGUCCGCCGCCAACCCAAGAUUGAGAGCUGCUUGAUAGUUCUCAUUGCCUACGCGAGCUACUUCUUCUCUAAUGGUGUUCUCUUAUCAGGUAUCGUGUCGCUGCUGUUUUGUGGAAUCACCUUGAAGCAUUACGCCUACUACAACAUGUCGCGUCGAACCCAGUUGACGACCAAAUAUCUCUUCCAAGUUAUGGCACAACUAUCGGAGAACUUUAUCUUUAUUUACCUAGGUCUUGACCUGCUUGUCGAUAGAAAAUCGGAGUUCAAGCCGCUUUUCAUUUUGGUGACCGUCAUUGGUAUCUGUAUUGCCCGCUAUCUUGCCGUGUUUCCAUUGUCCAAGGCGAUCAACUGGUUUAUUCGGUAUAGGGCGCGACGGCGCGGAAUGGAUGUCGCUGAUGAGCUGCCUUUUGCAUAUCAAGCAAUGCUCUUCUGGGCGGGCUUGCGUGGAGCAGUCGGAGUAGCGCUGGCCGCUGGUCUUGGAGGUGCGAAUGGACCGGCCCUACGUGCUACCGUUCUUGUCGUGGUAGUGCUUACCGUCAUUAUUUUCGGAGGUACAACGGCGCGUAUGUUGGAGAUCCUAGGAAUUCGAACCGGAGUGGUCGAAGAAAUUGAAUCCGAUGACGAGUUCGACAUUGAGGUUUCAAACGGGGGCACCUACUAUAAGCGCUCCGAUACUGGAUUGGGAUACUCGCCUCGUCGGCCCGACACUAUUCCCCUGGAUGGAGUCUCGCGACGAGACCUCGACCGAAACAACAGCUACUCCAGCGGCAACAAUCGCCGACCCAGCCCUCCUACGUCCUCAGGUUCGAGCAGAAGACAUUCCAGAUUGCACUCGAACGCGUUCAGCGCUCGGGAUACGCAAGCAACGCGCGACCGAUCUUCGACCGCGACUCUUCUGGGCAAUGGUGUGGGUAGCCACAGUGACAGCAGCGUUGCCAGCGAAGACGAGUUUGGUCUGAAGACUUCUGGAAAGGGCAGAGCUGUAGAUACCGACCAGCUCGAGGCCUUUGAUUUGGAUGGUGAUGAUGUACAUUCGGACGAUGAUCUGCCUCCUGCAGCCCCGACCCGGAUGCGGCGAUCACCGUCCCAGCCCUCACAACAUCAGCAGCAUCUGGGGACCUCCUCAACACCGCCGCAAAGCAGUGUUUCCCCCCGGCGCGAAACAGGAAUGAGCGCACGCGAGGCAAUCCGCGAUCUUUUCUCGGGCGGACCGUCGGGGGACCAUGUGGCGUGGUUCCGACAGCUGGAUGAGGAUUAUAUUAAGCCCCGACUUCUGCUGGACCAGUCCAACCAUAAGGGGCCUGGCGCUGUUUAGAUUUGUUCUUCAUGUUUUGUGUGUGUGUGUGUGUGUAUACACACGUAUAAUAUCAUUUUUGAUUUGGCUUUGGUCUUCUUAAUGUUCCCUUAUCAGAGAUGGCGCUCAGCCAGUAGUUUCUAAACUAUGGACCAGGGGUUCUUCUCCUCUGAUAGUUCCUCUUAGUCUACUUGGGUAUUAUCCACGAGGUUAUCAGAGUAUCAAUGACCAGAAUGCCCAAGCCCUCCAAUCCCAACUCUUUGCAGCGAUGAUAAGAAGUCCGCGGCGUCAGUUAGUCCGGAGGCUUGACACAAGGUGCAGCGUGAGUGUUACUGGAAAGGGAAGGUCUGUCCUGUAGUAACGAAUUAUAUGAAGCUUUAUUGGUUUAUCUGGAUGUGACCUACGUAUCUUAAAACCAGUAAGCCUCUAGAGUCG
Aspergillus ochraceoroseus IBT 24754 is the source of this 2590-nucleotide messenger RNA. Its product is annotated as bifunctional K:H/Na:H antiporter NHX1. NCBI's taxonomy places the organism in Eukaryota, Fungi, Ascomycota, Eurotiomycetes, Eurotiales, Aspergillaceae. The transcript has 5 exons. The record is from RefSeq and is a predicted model, not a curated record. Gene Ontology annotation, molecular function: sodium:proton antiporter activity. The coding region runs from base 62 to 2176 and encodes 704 amino acids. Gene Ontology annotation, biological process: sodium ion transport; proton transmembrane transport; vacuolar acidification. Gene Ontology annotation, cellular component: early endosome; fungal-type vacuole membrane; late endosome.